CGAAGCUUUCAGCUGCUGUAUGUUUACAACGUUAGCUGUAUUAAAUAUUCACGUUAGAGCUGGUGAAAUUUGUUUGGUUUGAGCUUCAUGGUGCGUUUAAUAAAGCUGUAACAGGAGAAGGUUUGGAGGCGCUGCAGGAUUCUCAGCCGCUCUGGCAGCGAUGGUGUCUCCUUCAUCAGAUGCAGAAAAACCCAAAGAGGAAAUCAACAUAGACGAGCUCUCUCUAUACACAACCCCUCAGGAGAAAUUCCACUAUGUGGAGCCGGAGAAAGGAACAAUGGAGGAGAACGUGACAACACUGAGGAAAAUGGCUGAUCCUUACAUUACAUGGUGUCAGCAAACGACUCAUACAGCUAAACAGCAGGUUCAGGAUGCCUACGGAGUGGUGAAGCCCAAAGUGGACAGGACAGUUCAGUAUGGCCAAGACAGUUAUGCGUAUUUGAGAAAUCCUCCUCCGGAGUUUUAUCCCAGAGCCGGAGUCAUCGGAUUCGCCGGCAUCCUCGGCCUUUUCCUGGCGAGAGGCUCCAGGAUGAAGAGGUUGAUUUACCCAACAGGUUUGAUGGCUGUUGGUGCGUCUAUGUACUACCCUCAAGAAGCAGCUUCCAUCGCCAAGAGUACAGGUGAUGCUGUGUAUGAAUUCACACUUCAGGCUUACGUCACUGUUGAAAAGCUCGUUAAAGGAAAGUCUGCAGUGAAGCCCGAGGAGAAAGCGAGGAAGACAGAGGAGAAACCGGCCAGCGCAGAAACGAAAGCAUAGGUCCAGGAAAUGAUGUCACAACAGAGCUUCUGCUUUUGCACUAGCCACGCCCCCUCCCACAGUCAGUCACAGCAGAAGGGGCGGGGCCUGUCGAAGCGAUUUUAACCUUGAGAAUGUGGGUGAAGCCUGCUGAAACGGUAUUUUAAUGUAUAUUUAUGUACAAACGCAAAUAAAAACACUCUACAGAUAUUA
Messenger RNA from Pangasianodon hypophthalmus (striped catfish), 949 nucleotides. RefSeq names its product apolipoprotein O, a (gene apooa). The transcript is spliced from 9 exons. Bases 161 to 757 code for a protein of 198 amino acids. The record is from RefSeq and is a predicted model, not a curated record. NCBI's taxonomy places the organism in Eukaryota, Metazoa, Chordata, Actinopteri, Siluriformes, Pangasiidae. Gene Ontology annotation, biological process: cristae formation. Gene Ontology annotation, cellular component: MICOS complex.